CUGGAGGAUUUGGUGAUCUCCUGCUACUAGACACGGAAGCCUGUUAAGCGAAAGCUUCUUUUAUUCCGUCUAUAACUAUUUGAAUCAUUUGAAGCAUUUGAGCAGAGUCUGAAGGUUGAGCAUAACGUGGCGGUUAUACAAAAAUGGGUUCCGAGGGCCUUCUUGGACUUGGUUUAAAUGAAGAAGAUGAGAAGCUGCUAAAACAGUUAUUGGAGUGUGAUUGUGGAAUGAAAACAAUACUAGCCUUUGUUAGUUCAAGAUUGUUUAGACCACUGACUUCUUGGGAAAUCAAGAUACUUCGCAAUCAAGUUUUCCCUGGUUCCAAGAAACUUUCGGACGUACUGGAUGAAAUACGUAAAGAUUCUAUUGUGUUCGUGGAGCAGUGUGACAGUGAGAUUACUCAAGUCUCUUUGUCACACUAUGAGCAGAUCGAGCUAUAUAAGAGGUUCCCAGAAGUUCUUAGUUUCAGUGUCACCUACAACGCUUGUCUCGUUGGAUUUACUAUUUUCCAGGUAGCUGUAACAGAUGGUCUUCUAUGUACAAGACCCAUCAUGUUUUCAUUACAUUCCACAGAACAAACAGAAGAUCUGUGCGUUUUGCUAAAGCAUUUCCGUGAAAUUUUCAAGGAUGUUAGUUCAACCCUAACAGUAGCUGUAGAUUGCCCAGUUUCCAAACCGGAGUUGGUGCAGGAAUUCUUUCCUACUUCAAGAAUUGUUUUGAGUUCGUCAUACGUUAGAAAAGUCUUUAAGAGAAAGUUUAAAAAUCCCGUUGCAAAUAAAAUUUUUGCUGGAUUGACAUCUACGUUAUGUCCAAACAAAUUUAAAUCUGAUCUACAAAAUAUGAAGAAAUUAGAUCCGAAAGUUUAUGAUUACGUCACUCAACAUUGGGUACCUAUAAAAGAAAUGUGGGUGCCUGCGUUCUUACAAAAUGUUGUUACAUUAGGUACGAAAGUCAAUGGUGUAGUAAAAUGCGUUCAUCCGCAUAUACGAGAAGCACUUAAAGAAAAUGACUCUCUGAAAGAUUGCUUGAUGGCUUUACAUAAGGAAGUUAAAAAAUACUGUAACCUCUUAGAAAAUGAGACAUCUUUUCGCCUUCUCAGACAUAAAAGGUUCAAUGUAGACGAAGAGUUACAUGAAUUUCUCAAUCAACUCACAGAUUAUGCUUCUGAUAAAACCUACAACGACAUCGUACGCGAAAGUGACAUCACCAUUGAACAAGUUGAGGACGAUUGCGUAUUAUGUUCAGAUGAUGGGAAUUCUUACAGAGUGGAUAGAAAUAAUGGCGUGUGUUCUUGUUCAUUAAAUUCAGUUGAGUUGCUACCAUGCAGACAUCUCAUGAAAGUCCACUUUUCUAUCGGUUUGCAUACAGGUACACCUUGUAGAUACCCGCGGUGGCUUAGAUAUCAUAAUCUUCAACCACUAUCAACUGCUCUGACGAGGGAUAAGCGAACUAACGUCAAUAGUGCUAUGGCAAUGGUUAUUAGAAAAUUAAAGAUGUUACAAGACCAGUGUUCACCGACUGUCGUUUUCGAAACUGUCAAUCGAAUAAAUGCCAUCCUCGAAAAAUCGACCACGGAAAAUUUAUGUAUAUCUCCCACCUUAUCAGACUCCUUUUAAAUUAAAUACUAUCUACUUGUAACAUUAAGACGGCGCUUGAGUCAUUUGACCGAUAUUCAUUUCUCGUUCAUCUAAAAAUAUCUUUUUUUUGCUGUAUAAAUGAUAACUGCAUUUAAACUCACUAGUUUGCAAUUGACUAUGUAUUUGUUAAAUAUUUGAUCCACAAAAUGUACAGUACUGGAGAUAAAAAUUUUGUUCAACUGAUACAUCACAUUGGGUAACGAUCUACUCAAGACGAGUUUUUCUACCAUAUGAAGGAAAAAGAACUAAUUCGAACAGUCUGACAACCAGAAUUACGGUGCAAUAUUCAAAAUGUUUCUGCGGAAUAUUUUUCAUCACGUAUCAGACUUAUGUUGUGGACAAACUUAAAUUAACACGGACUCCCCCACUUGUUACUUUUGAUAGAUCUUUCUAUUUGAAAUUUGCAAUAGCAGUUUUCUGGAGAAUACUUUUAAAUCGGUCUUAAACUUGAAAUUUUAUGCAUUUACUGUACUAUUUUUUUAUUAUAAACAAGUUGAUUUUACAUUAUUUCUCAACCACUACUAUUCAUCCUAUUCUAGUAUUAAAAAACACUAAUUUUUACAAAUUUUCGUAAUAAACUUUCAAACCAUAAAUAAUGCGUGAGAACAGAUUGAGUUACUUUUAGAUCUGUGGUUGACAGUCUACUUCCCAAGAAUCUUAGUAGAUUCAUUUAAAUAGGUACGUUUUCAUUUUCAAGCUGUACUUAACAGAUAUUUAGUUUGGAAUAAGCACGCAUGUUUAAAAUGUUUUAUCGUUUCAGAUUGUUAUUACAGUUAAGCUUGGUAUUAACUUCCAGUAAUGUUUAGUAGGUCUAAUUAUUAAAUAAAUGAUUUAGUUUGGAUGUUACAUACAUUCAACAAUAGCACUCUAAGCCCAUUUCUGCAAAAUGCGAUCAUUCGUACUAUAAUUACCAAACAUUUCACUACACUUCACAUUUUGCGUAAAUACAGCGUCUCUGCAUAGAUAUGUUCGAAGCACCCUACAGGUGUAAAUGCCUUCCUGUAUGUAAACUUCUGUUGAUUGAUUCACGUGAAUAAAUACCCUCAGCGUAACUGCUUUUCAUCGAUAUGAUUCCGGUAACUCAACUCCAUUUGUUUUUUCUUAAUUAUGUCUACAUUUUACUAAUUGGAAGUCUAUUUACAUGUAUUUGAGCAAUCUGUCGAGCUUCUUACUAGGACUCAUUACAUGCUAGUAACUUUUUUGAACCCAGUCAACUAAUCGCCUAUUUUCCUAACACAACACUAUUUCACAUUAAAAAAAUAAUAUGUAAGCUAAAUUACCACACACCUUUGCAUAUUUUCUUUAAAGCCUAGUGGUUUAGAUGUGUUUGUUAGUAAUAUAAUACAGAAAUAAGACAAAUAUACACACUUUAUAAGUUUCAUUUACAAUAGUCAUUUGCACUGUUAGUACUUAUAGAAAUUUU
This is a messenger RNA of Schistosoma margrebowiei, 3060 nucleotides long. The record is from the annotation of a GenBank genome assembly. Lineage: Eukaryota; Metazoa; Platyhelminthes; Trematoda; Strigeidida; Schistosomatidae.